Messenger RNA from Arachis stenosperma, 363 nucleotides. RefSeq lists its product as uncharacterized. The record is from RefSeq and is a predicted model, not a curated record. The coding region runs from base 1 to 363 and encodes 120 amino acids. NCBI's taxonomy places the organism in Eukaryota, Viridiplantae, Streptophyta, Magnoliopsida, Fabales, Fabaceae. The transcript has a single exon.
AUGACUGGCCUCGAUCUCAUUUUGGGAUUGGAUUGGUUAUCAAAGAAUCAUGUUUUUCUUGAUUGUUCUGAAAGAUCACUACAGUUUAUGUCGGAAGGUUCAGAAGGACCGGUGGUGGCAAAUGGAUAUUACUUGAAUUCUGUCACGGUGAAUUGUAGUGAAAGUGAGUGUUUGGAAUUCAUACUAUUUGCUGCCAGUGUGUCGGGCGAUGAACAAAGUUUGAAUCAGAUUCCAGUUGCGAAUAAAUUUUCAGAAGUAUUCCCUAAGGAUAUUCCUGAAUUUCCUUUUUCUCGAGAAAUCGUGUUUGCGAUUAAGCUAGUUCUUGGAGCAGGAGCAAUUUCAAUUUUGCCUUACCGAAUGUAG